Paraphaeosphaeria sporulosa is the source of this 3018-nucleotide messenger RNA. RefSeq lists its product as uncharacterized. Gene Ontology annotation, biological process: glucan catabolic process. The transcript is spliced from 4 exons. The record is from RefSeq and is a predicted model, not a curated record. Gene Ontology annotation, molecular function: beta-glucosidase activity. The coding region runs from base 459 to 2975 and encodes 838 amino acids. NCBI's taxonomy places the organism in Eukaryota, Fungi, Ascomycota, Dothideomycetes, Pleosporales, Didymosphaeriaceae.
UUGGUUCACUAACCACAUCGCAGAACAUCCCCACGCUCCUGGCGUUCAGCGUCAUCCACGAAACCCCAGUUAUCAUGCAUCAGCUGACGUCCACUUCUUGUGAUGGAGAAUCAUCGGAGUAUCGUCGCUUCCUCCGCGGCUCGGCUGCCGGGCUUACACCCAAUGGGCAACCCGCUGGGUGAACUUCGGUCGCGCUUGGUACCAGGCUAGCCAUAUCGAACCGCGGCAUCCAAUGGUGUACAUCUUGCGACUCCACAGCUGGAGACAUCGCGGAAUUUCGGGCCAAAUCACCCGGCUAUUGAGGUCGCCAUGGCGUAUAAAGGCUACUGGCAAGCGUCGCCAAUGUCUGGCAGGUCGCGUAUAACCCUCGUUACAGCGUCGUUAGCCAUCUGCUCGUGGUUUCAUGGUCACGUUCGGGUUUUUUUCUUCCUCAAUCGAUACAUCUGCGGAUACCCAACAUGGAUGCAAACAUUGAGGAUAUUCUCCACACCCUGACCCUGGAAGAGAAGGUAUCUCUGCUUGCAGGGAAGGAUUUCUGGCAGACAGUACCGGUCCCGGAGAAGGGCGUCCCGGCAAUAAAGGUGUCUGAUGGACCGAACGGUGCCCGUGGCGAGACCUUCAGUGGUGGAACUCGAGCAGCAUGCUUUCCGGCUUCCUGCUGUUCAGCAUCCACGUGGAACCCUCAACUCAUCAGACAGGUUGGCCAUGCCCUUGCGGAGGAGACACAGACUAAGGGGGCUCGAGUAUUACUCGGGCCUACCAUGUGCAACCACAGACAUCCGCUUGGGGGGAGAAAUUUCGAAAGCUUUUCCGAAGAUCCGCUCCUUACCGGAAAGCUUGCUGCCCAAUACGUAAUAGGACUGCAAGAGAAGGGUGUGGCUGGCACCUGCAAACACUUUGCUGCGAACGAGCAAGAAACGGAUCGCUUGACGGUGAACGAGAUUAUAUCUGAGCGUGCUCUACGAGAGAUCUACUUGAAACCCUUUGAGAUUGCUGUCAAGGAAGCCAACCCUUGGGCUUUUAUGACUUCCUACAAUCAAGUUAACGGAAUCCACGCAGAUGCCAGCAAGUUUCUGUUGGAGAAGGUUCUCCGAGGGGAAUGGGGCUGGAAAGGCCUGGUGAUGAGUGACUGGGGCGGGACCAACUCCACCGCCGACUCUCUCAACGCCGGACUUGAUCUUGAAAUGCCAGGUCCCACGCGUCGUCGAACAUACAGAGAUGUCAAGGAUGCAAUCAAGAAUGGUGAAUUGACCGAGGAGACUAUUAACGACCGCACAAGAAAUGUUCUCGAGCUGAUCCGGAAGAUUGGGGCGUUCAAGAAUCCAGAGAUUCCUGCUGAACGAUCCGAAGAUAAGCCAGAGCACCGCAAACUUAUCCGAGAUGUAGGCGGACAGGGACUUGUCCUUCUCAGGAAUGAGAACGAUGUGCUUCCCUUGAAAAAGGACGAAGUAAAGGGCAAGAAGAUUGCGAUGCUCGGUCUUGCAAAAGAAGCUCUUAUUCAUGGUGGUGGAAGCGCUUCCUUACAUUCCCACUACCGGAUAUCACCCUGGGAAGGCAUGCAUAAUACCUAUGGAAAAGAUGUUGAGUUCAAAUUCGCCAAGGGUGCUCAUACAUAUCGCCUCUUACCUCCUCUUGCAACAGGAUGCACAGACUCGAAGGGUAAACCUGGAUGGACCCUUCAGGCCUUUGAGGCCGGGAAAGGUAGCCUACCUACCAUGACAAUCCACGGCCACAAAGAGGCCGCUUUUACCGGCCUGUUCAACGAAGAUGUGAAGUGGAAGGAUCUUGAAUUAACCACGACCUUCGUUCCUACUGAGACUGGUGAACACUACAUCGCAGGCUCUGGCAUUGGACCCACUCGCGUGAAGAUCAAUGGCAAAGUGGUGUUUGAACAGAAACACAGCACGAAUGACAGCAUGGGCUUUCUGUUUGGUGGCAAUCCCGAGACAGAGUUUACUUACUCUUUCACCGCAGGCCAGUCCUAUAGCAUCCGCAUCGAAUCUGAAGCGCCUGGUAAGGAAGGAUCGGACUUCGGUGGUAUCCUUGCUGGCAUGCCUGGGUUCCGACUAGGCUUCAUGUAUGCGAAAGAGCAUGAUGAGGACCUUGUCUCCCAAGCGGUGAACGUCGCUAAAGAGUGCGAUUACGCGAUCGUCUUCACCGGUCACACCCCGGUCUGGGAGACAGAAGGCCAAGAUCAAGCAGCUUUCCAUCUACCUAACAAAGAUCGCUCCCAAGACAAGCUCGUCGAAGCUGUUGCGGCUGCUAACCCGAAGACGAUCGUCGUCAACUCAACUGGAGUAGUUGUCGCCAUGCCAUGGCUCUCAAAGGUCUCUGCUGUGAUACAAGCAUGGUUUCUGGGCCAAGAGGCUGGAAAUGCUAUUGCAGACGUGAUUUCUGGAGCAGUGAACCCUUCUGGACGGCUUCCUGUAUCUUGGCCCAAGCAUAUUGAAGACGCUCCGGCACAUGGCAACUUUCCAGGCGAGAAGAAGGAUGGCCAGCUCACUGUAAAGUACGCGGAAGGUGUCUUCGUUGGGUAUCGCCAUUAUGACCGCAUGUCGCAAGACAAGGUCCAGUUUCCAUUCGGUUUCGGUCUCUCGUACACAACUUUCAGCCUCAAGGACGCCCGGGUCUCGCAAACGUCGAACGGCAAGUUCACAGCAGAAGUCACGGUUACCAACACUGGGAGACGAGCCGGCGCCACUGUUGCACAACUCUACAUCGGGAGGAGCAAGCAAUCCUCUGAGCAUCCCAUCAAGACACUGGCUGCAUUCAAGAAGGUAUUUUUGGAUGCUGGAACAAAAGAGCAGAUCACGCUUUCGAUAGAUCUAAGAGAUUUCGCCUACUUCGACCAGACAAGCUACAAAUGGAAAGUUGACAAUGGGCGGUACGACUUUUCCUUUGGCCAGUCCACACAGCACAUCGAAAAUGUUGUCAGCGUAGAUAUUGAAGGAGCCAGCCGAGAGCUGAAACUUUAGGGCUCAUAGAUGUGAUAAUGAUAAUGAUAAUAUCUACCUUGCU